AUUAAUGGGUUUCACAUAACGACGCCCGGGAUCUCACUGGUCUCCGAUCCCCUCGCUCUCCGAUCCAAUGCCCUCGCAUUAACACCCUCGCUUUCCUUCUUUCACUCAAACCCUCGCUAGUGAGGCCGCCGCCUCUCCGCUGCUUCCUCCUCUUCACUAACAGCCACCUCCGGCUUCUCCUCCGCCCCCCUAGUCCGCUUUCCUCCGUCGCCAACAUUCCCCUUCUUCCUGCUUUUCACUCAUCCGCGGAGCCGGUGCCUCCGCUGCUACCGUUGUUGCCGUCUCGCGCUGCUGCCCUUCUCCACACUCUCAUCCCUCUCCGGCCUCUCCAUCUUCGGUUGUGUGUGCUCAACACAAUGAACUCCAAGAAAGGUACAGGAAAGGUUUCUGCUUCUCCAGCUAUAGGGGCCAAUUCAUCACGAGGUAAAGGUGUUGAAGAUCCUGAUUCUGGCACUAAUCUGUUGAACAAGAACAUGUCUGGUUUGAGCCUAGAUUCUCAGGAGGGUGGGUGGGAGUUGUAUGCAAAAAAAUCUAAGAAUAGAACUGGUGGAGUUUCAUCAAAACCUUGGGAUUCUUCAAAUUCUUCUAAAUCUUUGGGUCAUGCAGAAGGGAUCCCUAGACAAGGAUGGGGUACAAAUGUAGGAGUUGGUAGAACCUCUGGGAAUAGCUGGGCUCAAGCCAGUGAGUAUCGUAGUCCUGGUGGCAGAGGAAUUGGUAAGCAGCAACAUCCUACUAAGGACUGGGAGUCACAGUACAUGGCCCCACCCGCUGGUCCUGGUGUAGCGCCACCACUGCAACAUGGCUGGCAAUGGGCUGCAAGAGGUGGAUCAUCUGGUUCUCAACUGAAAACUGAGGAAGCUAUUUCUAAAAAUCAACGUCAGGAUGGUUCCUUUGGUGGAGAUUAUGACUCUGUUGAUGAUGUAACUAAACAACAAGAUCGUGACUCAGAUUAUGAUGACAAUGAUGAUUUGGUGGAUGAUAGUGAUGAUGAUCUCAGCGAUGAUUAUGAUUCUGAUACUAGUCAAAAGAGCCAUGAGACUAGAAAGAAAAGCAAAUGGUUCAAUGGUUUCUUUGGGGAGCUGGACAAACUGACUGUUGAAGAAAUCAAUGAACCAAAUAGGCAAUGGCAUUGUCCUGCAUGUCAGAAUGCUCCAGGUGCUAUUGACUGGUAUAAAGGCCUACAACCUUUAAUGACCCAUGCAAAGACUAAGGGUAAGACAAGGGUAAAACUUCAUCGAGAGCUUGCUUUACUUUUAGAAGAGGAGCUUCAUCGAAAGGGAACUACUGUUAUACCUGCUGGUGAAGUAUUUGGUAAAUGGAAGGGUCUGAAGGAGUCAACAACUGACCAUGAAAUAAUCUGGCCUCCGAUGGUGAUUAUCAUGAAUACUAAACUUGAACAAGAUGAUAAUGACAAGUGGUUAGGUAUGGGAAACCAAGAGCUACUUGAUUAUUUCAGUACGUAUGCACCAGUGAAGUCCCGCCAUUCCUAUGGACCUAAUGGGCAUCGAGGAAUGAGUGUUUUGGUUUUUGAAGCUACUGCAAUGGGCUAUUUGGAAGCUGAGCGGCUGCAUAAGCACUUUGCAGAGCAAGGAACCAGUAGAGAUGCAUGGGAACAUCCUCGGAAAAAUCUAUUCUGUGCUGGUGGCAAACGUCAACUAUAUGGUUACCUAGCACGAAAAGAAGAUCUGGAUACCUUCAACUACCACUGCCAAGGGAAAUCUCGACUUAAAUAUGAAUUGAAAUCAUAUCAAGAAAUGGUUGUGAUCCCCAUGAAACAAAUGAAUGAGGACAAUCAGGAACUAGUUUGGCUGAAGAACAAAGUCAUUAAGCAAGAGAGACGAUCCAAGGCUCUUGAAGAAACAUUUGGUGUGGUAACCCAAAAGUUGCGGGAGACCAUGGAAGAAAACAGGAUUGUAAGACAUAGGACCAAGAUCCAACAUCAAGAGAACAAAGAAGAGAUGGAUUACCAAGAGCACUUUUUCAAGGAACAGAUGGACAAGAUUCACAAGGUUACUGAAGAGAAAGAGCAAUUGUUUGAGAAGUCGCAGCAGGAGGAGCGUGCAAAGGCAAAGCAUUCUGAUUUAAAUUCUGGAACCACUGAAGAGAAAAAGCUUAGGCAGGAAGAGAUUGCUAGGUUCAUUGACAACCAAGCAAAAGGAGUUGAAGAAUUUUUGGCUGAGAGAGAGAAACUGAUUAAGGCCCAUGAGGAGAAGAAGGUUGAACUUCGGCGUCAAUACCUGGAGGAGGAAGUUAAGAUGGAGAAGGAGUUUGAUGGUGCUCUGACCAAACUGAUGGAGAAGUAUUCCCCUGCUACCUUCCAGGCUUCGAGAAGCAGUUCUUAGGGGGGAAAAAAAGGUAGAAGCAGAAGGAUACUGAAGUAUUAAUGGAAUUUUCAUAAUUUUGACAAUGUAGAAACCAAAAGAAAUCCUUUAUCUGUUAACAACUACUGCUCAGAUGACUUUCAAACUUAACAAACAGUUCUAAGAAUAGAGGAAGAGAUUUGAUCUGACAA
Messenger RNA from Zingiber officinale, 2512 nucleotides. Its product is annotated as protein SUPPRESSOR OF GENE SILENCING 3 homolog. The coding region runs from base 357 to 2342 and encodes 661 amino acids. Lineage: Eukaryota; Viridiplantae; Streptophyta; Magnoliopsida; Zingiberales; Zingiberaceae. Gene Ontology annotation, biological process: regulatory ncRNA-mediated gene silencing; defense response to virus. The record is from RefSeq and is a predicted model, not a curated record. The transcript has 6 exons.